AUGGGGGCCACUGGUGACGCUGAGCAGCUGUGGGGACCUGGUAAAGCAGAAUGGGGUAGCCCCGAACUCGGAGACGCGGGCGCAGCGGGGCAGCUGGUUCUCACGAAACCUUGGAACAUAACGGUAAAGCCCCAGCAGGUGCAGCGAAGGGGCCGCCGCUUGCAGAUGACAAGUUUCACAUAUCCUUCCACCUCCAUGGACUUCCUUCAAGCUGUCCUGCAGCCUAGCAUCAAUGAAGAGAUCCAGACUGUCUUCAACAAGAAAAUGAAGUUCUUCCAGAAGGCAGCACUGAAUGUGCGAGACAACGUUGGGGAAGAGGCGGAUGCAGAGCAGCUGAUCCAGGAGGCCUGUGGGAGCUGCCUGGAGCAGGCUAAACUACUGUUUUCAGAUGGAGAAACAAUUAUACCCAGAUUGACCCAUGAGCUUCCAGGCAUAAAGUGUGGUGGACAGGCAGAGGAAGAAUGUGCCCAUCGAGGAAGCCCCAUUCCCAAAAAGAGGAAGGGACGGCCUCCUGGACACAUCCUAUUAAAUGACCGGGCAGCCACUGGCAUGGUAUGGAAACCAAAAUCCUGUGAAUCAAUUCGUGGAGAAGGCCCCAAAUGGCUGAAUGAAUCUACCACCUUUGUGUUGGGAUCUCGAGCCAACAAGGCCCUGGGGAUGGGGGGGCACCAGAGGGGAAUCUACGUCCAGCACCCACACCUCUUUAAGUAUGCAGCUGACCCCCUGGACAAACACGGGCUGGCUGAGCAGCAUCAGACGCAGCCAACGGGGAAGAUGACCUACCUCCUCAUCGAGGAGGACAUCUGGGACCUCGCUGCCAGUGAUGACUACAGAGGAUGCCCGAACCUGAUAGAAGAACUGAAAUCCUUUGUCCUACCCUCCUGUAUGGUUGAGAAGAUGAGAAAGUACAUAGAGAUACAACAGACAGAGACUGUGCAUCACACCUUCACAGACCUGAAGCACCUUCACAGACCUGAGCCAGGUUUCUUGGCUACACUUGACAGCCGUCCUCCAAGGCUCUCUUACCCAGAUGGGUGA
Pteropus alecto (black flying fox) is the source of this 1038-nucleotide messenger RNA. RefSeq names its product deoxynucleotidyltransferase terminal-interacting protein 1-like. Gene Ontology annotation, molecular function: DNA binding; nucleosome binding. The record is from RefSeq and is a predicted model, not a curated record. Gene Ontology annotation, cellular component: nucleus. NCBI's taxonomy places the organism in Eukaryota, Metazoa, Chordata, Mammalia, Chiroptera, Pteropodidae.